AUCGUCAAUGGGACCUUCCCACAAGGUCUGGGAGAACCAAUGAACAUCAUCAUAUCUGCCGAAUCUGACUCCGAAGUACUGGUUCAUAGUGCUGAUAAUGGAGGGUUUCUCAAUCUCAUGUUAAGCACAUUUCUCGCCAGCGAAUGUCUAGGACAACAUCUUGGAGACACACAAGCCGCCAAUCUGGGCGAAUCUUCAGGGAACGUCACUCAGGUAGAAGAACUUCGAUGGGACUUCAACGAUCCAUAUCUUGGUACUUGUCGAGAAAGUUUUGAAGGAGGUUUACAUGCUCGUUAUUGGAUCCAGAAUUCGACUGGGGCGUAUUUCAUUGCGACAAGCGUGGAGAUGAAUGCGGAGAGUGGACAUGAUAUAAUCCUUGAUGGGUACAAUCUUGGACGAGAUUUUCUCGCUGGUAAUCUCACGGGUCAAUCAAUACCCACCUUGAACGUUUCCAAUUCUUCCACUUUCUCUGGCGUGUCCACGUUCGCCAAUUACACCUAUCAAACCGAUGUCAAGUAUGUUUCUGGGUUGUUACCUUAUGCCGCUGAUAUGAUCAAUCACUAUCUUACUGUGGAAUCUUCCGACCGUCCACCUAUAGAUGGAUUGGUCGCAGUAUUGACAGUCAAAAUAAUCUCCAAACCUCCAUCGUCAGUGAUUCAUCUUCUCUGCUCAUGCUGA
Messenger RNA from Tremella mesenterica DSM 1558, 678 nucleotides. RefSeq lists its product as uncharacterized. The transcript is spliced from 4 exons. The annotation marks the transcript as partial. NCBI's taxonomy places the organism in Eukaryota, Fungi, Basidiomycota, Tremellomycetes, Tremellales, Tremellaceae. The record is from RefSeq and is a predicted model, not a curated record.